AUGAAGACGGCACAGAGCAAUGCAGCCGGGGAGUCGCCCGGCCAAACCCAGGACGCCAAGAAGCAAAGAAAGCGGGACGCCGAUCGACUGGCCCAGAGAGAGCAUCGACGUCGCCAGAAGCAGCACAUUCAGGAUCUCGAAGCCGAGAUAAGGCUGCUAAAGGAGCAGCCGAGCCACGGCCAAGUAGUGCAGCUGGUUGAAGAGAACAGGCUCCUGAAAGAAGAGCUUGCGGCUCUUCGCGGUGUCCUGGAAAGCGUGCGCUCUCUAUUGGACAUAUUGCCUUCCAACAGUCCCGGUAUUGGGGCGUUGACGCCUCGUAGGGCUUUAGGUGUCUCACCCUUCGCUGCCCGAGCGCACUUCACGUCGGAGGAUGCCCUUCCUGGCGUUGAGCCUGGUACAGCUUCCGGGCCUUUGGCAUCAACUCUUCCGUGCCCGGGCACAGCAUUUGAUUUGCUAGCUGAUCAAGAUGCUUCAUUAUUUGCGAGCUUUAGCGCCCCGUUCACACUUCAACCUUCCACAGCCGUGCACCAGAACCAUCUCAGUCUUCCUUCUCAUUGUCCUUCGAGUCCCGAGGAUCAACGCAUCGCUACCCUCAUCCACAGGGUCAAGUGUGGCGAGUUGCUGCACGCUGCUGACCCUCCGGGUCUGAUGGAAUACAUGCUUGACGGCUCGCGUGAUAGCCUGGCCGGCUGUCUCAAGGAUUACCUGGAACCACUUAGCCGGGCACGAAAGAGCUUGGAGCUCUUGGCAACAUACUGGAUUGUCUAUACUAUGGUCAUUUGGCAGGCAUACCAAACCCCAGAAUGCUUCGAAAGGCUUCCGCCUUGGCUUCGUCCAACCGAAUGUCAGAUUGAGGCACCGCAUCCAAUGUGCAUCGACUUCAUACCUUGGCCGCUCCUACGGGAUGGACUCAUCAGGAUGUACUCGAGCGACUGGAGCAAGGCCUGCAAUGUUCUAGCAGCCCUCAGCGAGCAUAUGGAGUUCACUGCCGAUGCUCUGCUCCAUCAUGACCUCUCGGCUAGUUCGUCUCUGCGCUUGGUUUUUGGUGCUAUUGAUAACUGGAAACUCGGUGAAGGAUUCUUUCACAAUUACCCCGAAUUCCAAGGGUUGUGCGAAUGGUAG
This is a messenger RNA of Fusarium falciforme, 1122 nucleotides long. RefSeq lists its product as hypothetical. The record is from RefSeq and is a predicted model, not a curated record. Gene Ontology annotation, molecular function: DNA-binding transcription factor activity. Gene Ontology annotation, biological process: regulation of DNA-templated transcription. NCBI's taxonomy places the organism in Eukaryota, Fungi, Ascomycota, Sordariomycetes, Hypocreales, Nectriaceae. The transcript is spliced from 4 exons. Bases 1 to 1122 code for a protein of 373 amino acids.